CGCGACUGGGGCCUAUAAAUGUGGCUGUCCAGUCUGACAGAUCGCAAGUUCAAUGGCAAUCCAUGUGGGACAUCAGCUGCUCUUUGCAGCGCUCAUCCUGCUGCUGCAGCUGUGCAUUAGCCCGACCGAGGCCCGGCCAAAGGAGCCUGAGAAUGAUGGCGAUGGCAUGAACAAAGCUCAGGGCGAUGGCGAUGACGACGAUGAUUCCUCUUCGGAGGAAACCGUUGAGGAUUCGGAUGAUGGCCGCGGACUACGACGACGGCGUCGCGAUGCCAGCCAGAUGGCUGAACGUGGCAUCCCGGGCCUGCCCGAUCCCGCAACAAUCAUCAAGUUAGCGCAACUCUUUCAAUCGGUGGGCGAGCAGAUUGUGCCCAUUCUGCUAGAAGCCAUCCUGCCCGCCAGCGAUCCGUCUGGGGAACGCAGGGCCAGGGACUUGCAGCUACUGAAGAACUUUAAGCGCACUCUGGAGGUAUAUUCCGAUGAGUUGCAGCAGCACGCUAUGUAAUUCGAUUCAACCUAAAACCAUAGUUGAGCGGCAAUAAAUUUGUCCACUGUUUAAUUUCAAAAUAAGAAAA
Molecule: messenger RNA, 575 nt
Organism: Drosophila montana
Lineage: Eukaryota; Metazoa; Arthropoda; Insecta; Diptera; Drosophilidae
Gene: Os-C
Product: Os-C
Exons: 2
Coding region: 53-505 (150 amino acids)
Source: RefSeq, a predicted model, not a curated record